Molecule: messenger RNA, 1050 nt
Organism: Trichoplusia ni (cabbage looper)
Lineage: Eukaryota; Metazoa; Arthropoda; Insecta; Lepidoptera; Noctuidae
Exons: 3
Coding region: 230-922 (230 amino acids)
Source: RefSeq, a predicted model, not a curated record
GAAACCACCAGAAACAAAUGAAGUACAACAGAAUCUGAUCCGCGAACCAGACACCUCAGAUCAUUUCCAUCUGAUUGUUCAUAAAAGAAUUCUCACAGCUAAUCGUGUUUACCUGAAUGACCCACUCAUUGUAUUGAGUCACUGGAACAACUCUUAUUUUGUAAAUAAACAAAGCUAUUGUUAUUACUAAUAUGAGUUGACCACAGUCAAUGGCUAGUCGCUGAUAGAUAUGGACGGGAAGAAAUUGACGAUAUUGUUUUUAGUUCUUUCGCCUGUGUUUACUGCUGCCUGGAAGUCGGCAUCACGGGAGGACAGGCGUGAGGUGCGGGAGCCACGGCGAGCGGUCCACUAUCACUCGAAGCGACACAUGCUGCCAGAACCGGACUCCAAGCGACGAGUGACCACGCAGAGGCCUAGGGAGUUUAGGAAAAAGCCAUCAGGUCACCUGACGCCGCUCGAGGAGGACGACAUCGACAAUGACGAAGUUAUAUCCGUCGCCAUUGGCCCGCCUCCAAUACGUCCGAAGUACGACAAAGUACAUUGGAAGCACCCUCCCAAACCGGUGCAGCACAAUGUCUCGAAUGGCACCGCAAGCAACAUCGUUAAGGACGUCUUAACGCAACUUGGCAGAGAGUUCCUAUCGAGGCAAGUGAGCGAAGACUUCGUUUUUGGACAAUACGUUGGAAAUGCCAUGAGGAAUCUAACUGCCGAUAUUAAACUCAAAAUGCAACAUGAUGUUCUGGAACUCAUAGUGAGAUACCAGAGGCUGAAUCGGGGUGAAAUCCCGAAAAUGGACGACAGGAACGUGUCGAACACGAUGCCGACGCUAAAGGAAAUGAAGUUGGAUAAAAAGUUUACACCUGCGAAUGACACGGAAGACACGUGGCCUGAUUUCUCAAACUUAGCUAAGAUUGUUGGCUAAUUAUUUCCUAACAUAUGCAAUAUUUUUGUUAUUAAAUUUUGUUUAAUAAAAAGUAGACAUUGUUCUUUGAAUAUCAAAGCUUAAAAAUACAACUUAGCUAACUCGUCAAUUCGAAAUUGACAUUUUAU